Molecule: messenger RNA, 1848 nt
Organism: Telopea speciosissima
Lineage: Eukaryota; Viridiplantae; Streptophyta; Magnoliopsida; Proteales; Proteaceae
Product: zinc transport protein ZntB-like
Exons: 5
Coding region: 135-1490 (451 amino acids)
Biological process (GO): metal ion transport; transmembrane transport
Cellular component (GO): membrane
Molecular function (GO): metal ion transmembrane transporter activity
Source: RefSeq, a predicted model, not a curated record
AUUGAAUUUAAGCGGAGUAUAAGGCAAUUGAGGAAUUUGAAAAGAUUCGUGAAUUUAUGUUUGUCAAAUAUACAGAUCAUACGAGAAGCAAUUGAAGCAUAUUAGGGUGUUAGAUAUAUUUGAUUUAUAGAUAAAUGGAGCUUGAGGAAGAAGAGCCGAGUGGCGAAGGCGAGGUAGAGGAAAUAGACAGAGAGAACUCCAACGGAACUCCCAUGAAGGAAACCCGUACCCAUUUUCCUGGUGCUGUGAGAAAGAAAGCAUAUACAUUUGAUGGGUUGGGGAGUUUCUUUACCAGGGAAUGGGAUCUUGCUGAAGGAAGAGGCAACGAAUUUUGUUGGUAUCAUGUGGAACUUCCAAAGGGAAACCAGAAACAAGCAUUGUCUGCACAGUACCUUAUUGAUGUCUUUUGCCCUCCUUUGAAGCUUCAAGACAUCCUCUCACUUGUUAGUAAUGGGCCCUUUUGUGGGCAUGUUAACGGAGCAGUUGUCUUUAGGGUGAAUUCACCUGGUCCUGCUUCGAGCAAUUUUACUCUUAGAAUUGCUGCAAGAAUAACUGAUAAUUCAUUGAUUACUGUGUCUUUGGGUCGUGUUCCCAGAUUGGGAUUCUCCCCAAUGGGUCAAUCUCUUCUUUCAGAGAUUCCUAGUGUGGAAAAUCCCAAUUUGGCAAGAGAAGAGAAGGAAGGGGAUGCGAUUGUAAUUAGGGAACAUGUUCUGGAGUUCCUAUUAACAAUGAAUCAUUCUGAGGAAGCUGAUAAUCCUGUUCCACGCACUCUCUCAAAUCUUGUUAUUCAUGUAAUUGACACACAUGUGGAUCACAUCCAAGACAUAGUGACCAAGCUUGAGAUCGAGUUGGAUGCAAUAGAGCUCGAAGUGGAUAAAGGUGGUUUUUCCUUAAAAAAACAGAUGCUGGAUGACAGAAGAUUUCCAAAAAUGCAUCUAGAUUUACAGCGCCUCUUGCAGGUGAUUGCAUAUGGAGAACAAGUGUUCCCACGUGUCAGAGAAAAAUGUUCGACAAAAAGUUGGUUUAGCAGCGAAGACAUUGUCUCUCUUGAGGAGCUGAUUGGACGUUUGAGGAGGCUAAAAGAGAAUGUCGGUUUUAUUGCAAAUCGUGUAACAGCAAUACAAGCUGGCCUUGACAGUUGGCAAGCAGAGCAAAUUAAUAAGAAGCUUUACUACCUAUCCUUCCUUUCAUUAAUAUUCCUUCCUUUGUCUAUCAUCACUGGAGUAUUUGGAAUGAAUGUGGGAGGCGUUCCUUGGACAGGGCAAGGUGACCCUGCCAUAAAAUCUGGUUUCCGCAAUGUCAUGCUUCUUUGUGUUGUAGUGUUGCUGCUCUUACUGCUUUGCUUCACUUUCCCUGCUAUCUAUGCUCGUAUAGCCGCUUGGAGGAGACAGAGAGCUCUGAGGAGGAGCUGGACUCUAAACAGGAAAUCUUUCCUAAAGAGAACGAUCAGAGGGGAAUCUCAAGACAGAGCAGGUUACUCCCGCAUAUGAAAAUAUCAUACAAGCUUCUUGGUUUGAUUACAUUGUUUCUUGAAUAACAUGUAUGGGUUUAGUGCUUCCAGCCAGCCUUCCAGGACCUGUGAAAAUUUAUCCACCUCAAUAGAACCACCAGACGCAGAUAUAGACGGAGGUUUCAGAUUGUUUACUGGAGCUUGCCAUUCUUGUUGAGUAUUCAUGAAGGGUAGGCUUUCUGUUGAAGAUGUGGCUUGUCCAUUGAAGCUUUUGUAUAAUCCUUAUUCACUUAAUUUUUUCACUAUUAUUCUUUUUGUUGGAUUAGCAAAGCUCUCACACUUUGGGAUUUGUAGACUGAUUAUAAUCCAAAUACACAUUAACUUGGUAGUUUCAGGCU